AUGGCGUCUGCCUUAGAAUGGGUUCCUGAUUCACUUUACAACACAGCUAUUUCUACAGUUGUAACGUCUUAUUCGAGCAAUAGAAAGGAGCUUAGAACAUUACCUGAAAAUGUCCAAUUUGAUAUUUACUACAAGCUAUACAAUAAAGGCAGGUUGUGUCUGCUUGGGAUGGAAUUCUCAGAGUUGGAUAUAUUUGCCAGAGUUUUAAAAGUGAAUGAUAAAAGACAUCUAUUACACCACUGCUUUCAAGCCCUCAUGGACCAUGGAGUGAAAGUCUCUGCUAUCCUCGCUGAUGCUUAUUGUCAACACUGCUGUUUAGUCAACCCCAAAGAUUCCAAACAAUUAGAUAAAGUCAUCAAAUUAGGGUAUAGUCUAGGUGGCUUCCUUACUGAUGCGGGUUGGUACUACGACAGCGAGAAGGUGCUAUUAUCAUGCCUACAAGCCUGCAAACAGGUCGACAACCCGAGCCUGUGGUAUAAUGCCUUUGAGUGCUGUGUAAGAUUAUUACAUAUCAGGAAUGCCAACUGUAAAUACAGUGAAGCACAUGAGUGCUACGAGUUAGCAAUGAAGUACCUGGAGAAGCUGGAAGAACAUGGCCACAUUGUCAACAAGGCAUUGCUACAUUCAGAACGGUGCAGUCUCCUCUUUGCUAAAUGCCAGUAUGACGAAGCAUAUAAGUACUGUAGCAUGGCACUGAGAGAAAUCACAUCAAAUCUUCCACAAAAGACUAUUGUAGAUGUGCUGAGGCAGUGUGGGAAGGCCUGUGUUGUCAAAAGACAAUUCCAUAAAGCUGAACUUCUGAUAAAACAAGCUGUCCUUUAUACCAGAGAAUAUUUUGGUGUAAAACAUCACAAGUAUUCUGAUGCGCUGCUCGACUAUGGCUUUUAUUUGCUCAAUGUAGAUUCUAUCAACAAAGCAGUGAAAGUAUAUCAGACCGCCUUGGAUAUCCGCCAGUCAGUAUUUGGAGGCAACAAUCUCCAUGUUGCUAUGGCCCAUGAAGACCUCGCCUAUUCAACCUAUGUUCAAGAAUACAGUUCAGGCAAAUUCAGCGACGCACGAGAGCAUGCUGAGCGGGCAAUUGAUAUCAUCACACAUAUCCUGCCGGAAGAUCAUCUUCUCUCAGCUUCCACCAAAAGAGUCAAAGCUCUGAUUCUCGAGGAGAUUGCUAUUGACAGCAGUGAUAAAGAACUAGAGGAUCGUCUCCUACAUGAAGCACAGGACCUACAUCUGGCUUCUCUCUCAUUAGCCCAGAAAGCAUUUGGUGAAAACAAUGUUCAAACAGCCAAGCAUUAUGGAAACUUGGGCAGGUUGUAUCAGUCUAUGCAUCGAUACAAGGAAGCGGAAGCCAUGCAUUUAAAGGCAAUUAACAUCAAAGAGAAUCUGCUUGGCCCCGAGGACUAUGAAGUGGCCCUAUCUGUUGGCCAUCUAGCGUCCUUGUAUAACUACGAUAUGCAGAUGUUUGACGAGGCAGAGAAACUCUACUUGCGAUCUAUAGCUAUAGGAAAAAAACUGUUUGGACCCGGCUACAGUGGAUUGGAAUAUGACUACCGAGGCCUUCUACGCCUCUAUCACCAAGUAGAGAACAGCCUUAAAGCGCUAGACUAUGCUAUUAUAUUACAUGAAUGGAAUCAGAUCAGGGAUCGGAGCAACGCGGAGGAAACACGACCGUUAGACUUUCUUGCAGGGCCUCAAGAACUCACAAAUGUGGUGGAGGAAUUCUUUAUGGAGGAGAACAGAAACAAUAGUCCUAGUCCUAGUCCUAUGAGUGUUGACGGAGAGUAAAAGGUGACAAUCAGCUGGAUAAGGGAUAUUCAUCAUGAAGCACAGAUGUACAAAGUAUAAGUAGGUCAUGGGCUGAUCAUGAUGGUUGGCAGAAAGUUCUCUGUGGCAUUGUCUUAGUUAUUCAAUGCAGAGAUACUACUGGUGCUGUGGCAUAGGCCCUAUGUAGUAGGCAUUAUACUCAAUCCAAUGCAUGUGGUCCAUGACCUGCUGGUAUGACAUAACAUCACACAUAUGGAUAAGGUAGUUUUUCAUGAGAGCGGGAAAUUUUGGCUGGAACCGUUACAAAUUCAACAAGAAUUUUUGGCUAAAAAUGCUGAUCGAUGUUGCAUUGUGGAUGCUCCUAAGCUGUAAUACAUGUAAUUGUGGUGUUUGCUUCUUUCAUUUGUGUAUCAAUACAGUUAUGCUUAGGUGCCAAUCAUGACCCUGCAAAAUUUUACCCUUGGAAGAUGAUGUUUCAUGGAGAGGGUAUGUUUGUGCCAAUAUACCUGCAGAAGGAGAUCUGCUGACAAAGCAGAAUUGCUUUCACAGUCUGAACAUAAAAAUCAUGUUUUGGGACGGGUAAAGAUUUACACUGUAUAUCCACUGUAUAUCUGAUGGAUAUACAUGUAGGUUGCUUUCUGGUUUACACAGUUCAAACACAAAUAUGCAUUUUUGGUUGCAAUCUGUAGUUAUAUUUCAGGUCAAUAGAAUAGUGUUGGUUGUAUUCAUGAUGUGACCUCUAUGCAUGGUAUUUGAGAAAAGAAUAGAAAAAUGUGUUAAUGAGUAUUUGCCCGAAAACUGAGGAUCUAAUCAAGGCAUGGAGCAUUAUGGAUACAAUUUCGAGGUCAAUAUAAUGAUAAUGUCAAUUAUUUGUCAAUUAUGAUUUUCUGUCUAUGCUAUGUGUGCAUGGGAUUGAAAAACUAAAGGUAUUUACAUGUAUAAACUAGUCCUCCUCAACAUGUAUUUCAAGAAAAGUGCUUUGUAGUAGUACCAUAUGUCAUAAGGGGCUAUGUUUAACUUGUCUAGCGUGGCUGCUCAUAAGAUUGCAUUGCUCAUAUUAUUGUCAUGUCAUUACGUCUCAUUAUGAUGUAAUGGUCUCAUUAUGAUGUAAUGUUAUGGUGAUACUACGAGCUGCAAUGUCUUCAUUUGUUAAAAGAUGUUGUUUACCAAUGAACUUUUUUAGGACUGCGUAAACUAAAUGAGUUAUUUCCUAUUAGUGAAUUGAUAAGAUUGUUUUCUUGCUUAAUACUUUUUGACAGACGAUGUAGACAAACUUUCCAUCUUUUGGACAUGCAUGUACAUUUACCACCCUUCGUUUUCUGCUAGAACAAUUGUUGUUGGCUAUUGGAAAAAAAAUGGUCACCUGUAGACACGAACAACAUGUUCUACUGUCUAUUUUGAAACACUUGCUUGUUUACUUAAGUCCCCAAGGCUAAAUAAGUGUUAUACCCCCUGGCCCUGGAUGGUUCAUACUAUGUAUGACUUGUGCAUUGUGUGUAUCCUGUGUAAAUCAUGAUAUUGGUCAGACAGACGAAUCAAUAAAGUGUAUUACAACCCGUAUUUAAAAAAGCA
This is a messenger RNA of Lineus longissimus, 3333 nucleotides long. Its product is annotated as amyloid protein-binding protein 2-like. The coding region runs from base 1 to 1782 and encodes 593 amino acids. Gene Ontology annotation, cellular component: Cul2-RING ubiquitin ligase complex. Gene Ontology annotation, biological process: intracellular protein transport; proteasome-mediated ubiquitin-dependent protein catabolic process. The record is from RefSeq and is a predicted model, not a curated record. The transcript is spliced from 11 exons. Gene Ontology annotation, molecular function: ubiquitin-like ligase-substrate adaptor activity; protein binding. NCBI's taxonomy places the organism in Eukaryota, Metazoa, Nemertea, Pilidiophora, Heteronemertea, Lineidae.